This is a messenger RNA of Toxorhynchites rutilus septentrionalis, 2961 nucleotides long. RefSeq names its product TBC1 domain family member whacked (gene wkd). The record is from RefSeq and is a predicted model, not a curated record. Lineage: Eukaryota; Metazoa; Arthropoda; Insecta; Diptera; Culicidae. The transcript has 4 exons. The coding region runs from base 896 to 1990 and encodes 364 amino acids.
GAUUAGUAAAGUUUUGCUCUCUCCUGCGGAGUGAAGUUCGGUGUUGAUCGUGCGAUUUCAAAGAAGUAAAAAAAAUUAAACGGGGAAAAAGUAAUCGAAAAUAUUUGUAAAUACUCCGGCCAAACAACUGCUGUAAAUGGUACUACAAUAAAUUGCAAAAGUUCAUCGGUGCAAGCCUUGGAUUGUAGGUGCGAUCGUCGGGUUGAGCUGAAUCAUUGUGCUGAUAUCUGCCUGUCCAUUUUGCAAUUUCUAUCGCGCUGCAAGGUGAACCGACCACGUAUAAUCAUUAAUUGUGUGUAUACAUUAUAAAACGCGAAAGAAUUCAAAGGAAGCAAAGCUGAAUUUGGUGUACACAUAUGGCGCUGGUGCUGUGCUAACAUCCAUCGAAUAGUGAGAGGUGAUAUUUUUUGUUUCAUUGUAUUUUUCGCUACGUUCGGUGCGAAAGUAAUGUGCGCGCGGUGGUGAAAAUUCGAAGCAUAAAUUUAUCGACCUGUGGAUAUGAGAUAGGAAAUGUAAAUUAAUACAAUACAGCUCUCACCGUAGUGCACCAUAUGUAGCGGACAGCGACGGGCAAAGUCCGGAAUAGGUACCAACGGGAAAACGAAAAUGAUAACUAAGUGAUUGCGAAUUGUUGAACGAAAAGGAAAUGUUUUAAUUGAGUUCACAGAAGUCUGUGUAUAUAAAUAUAUAUACACACUCCUAACUACCGAAGUGUGACUCGUCGUAGUUACCUAAUACGCGAGAUAAGAAAGAUAAGGCGAUUGGAUGCAAUAUUCCGCAGCGCGAUGAUAAUCCUGAACUUGGGGAUUUAAUGUGCUGUUAUUUGUUUUGAUGACUAACCAAAUCUAGGCAGAAACUAACGUCGCGCAUUGCCGAUUGGCGGCAUAUACAAGCAAUGGCCACUUCACCAACCUCAACCAACACUUCGAACUCGGUUUCAUUGAAUCGGCAGUCCAGUAAAAAUGCCGACUCAAUUUCGCUCUGUUCUACCACUAGUGCCUUCUCAACGUGCCCCGACCGGCAUGGUUUCUACGGAGGCAGUCAAUUCUCCGAGAAGCCAGCCAAGGAAACACUCACUCGGGAGCAGAUAAUUGCCCGCGAGAAAAAGUGGCUUCACAUGACCAACCACUGGCAGGAGUAUAUGAGCAAAAACUACAAAAAGCUCCGCGAACGGUGUCGCAAAGGUAUCCCUCAGGCGGUACGACCGCGGGCGUGGUUCUAUCUCACCGGUGCCUACCAGCUACAUCAAAAGUAUCCCAACCGAUACGACGAAUUGUUGCUGCAGCCCGGAAAUCCGCAGAUAAUCGACGAAAUCAAGAAAGACCAGCAUCGACAGUUUCCCCAUCACGAGAUGUUCAUCGACGAGGAGAAACCCGGCCAGAAGGAGCUGUUCAACGUGCUGAAGGCCUACUCGAUACACAACCCUAAAGUAGGUUACUGCCAGGCCCAAGCGCCCAUUGCUGCCUUUCUACUAAUGCAUUUGCCGAGUGAGCAAGCCUUUUGGUGCUUUGUUACUAUUUGCGAUAAAUACCUUAAGGAUUAUUUCACUCCCGGGCUGGAGAUGCUGCAGCGAGACGCCGCGAUGCUGAAUGGUCUGCUCAAGAAAACAUCCCCCUCGGUUUAUCGCCACCUGCAGAAGCACAAGGUGGACCCGCUGCUUUACAUGACCGACUGGUUCUUGUGCGCUUUGACACGCACACUUCCCUGGGACACACUGCUGCGAGUAUGGGAUUGCUUUCUGUGCGAAGGCAUCAAGAUCCUCUUCAAGGUAGCCCUUGUUAUUCUCGGAGCCAGCCUGAGCUCACACAAGGUGCGGAAACAGGCGAAUGGACUGUGCGAGACACUCGAAGUGCUCCGAUCGCCCUCUAAAAAGUACCUCGAAGCAGACUUCAUAAUGCAUCACAUUUUCCGACUGAAUAUCACCGUUGAAGAUUUCAUCCACGAGCACAAGAAGCAAGAGCUGCUCCACCGGAAGUCGAAGGUUUCAUAGAAUCGAACCGAUCGGCCGCUCACUUCUCCCGGACCGUUGAGUCACAGCAGCUGAUAGUGUCGAAACUUUGAGUCUAGUCGUUGUCAGUGAGGGGAAGGCAACUUUCUUUACAUAUCAUCAGCGCGGGCGUCGGCGGAAGAAUAACGGCUCCGGCAAUAGAAGGUUAGGUCACUAAAUCGUAAGUUGCUAUUAGGCUUUCGCAUCCAGACAAGCAAAUAAGCAUUGAAAUUAUUUUCCCCCUAUCUGAAUUGGUUACUUUUUGUGGAUUUCAAAACAAAAACAAAUAUCAAUUUCAAAUAUAGUCUCCAAACUUAUAUCGACUACAUUAAUGAAUUCGUACUAUUUUAUUGUUAGACAGUGUCAUUACGCCAUGGGAAAGCCUCCUCUUCGGUGUGGAAUAUUCUUACACCAGGUUUUGGUGCUAGACCGUUGCGAGAUUUUUUAUUUAUUUAUUCCAAAUUUUCUAAACACGUCUAUAUAAAAAUGGAUAGUAUAAAAGCGCCGCUUCCACAAAGUUGAAAAAACAUUACAGUUUUCACCACUUAUCAUGUCCACUUAUCACUAUAUUCUAAAUUUGAAGUUAUCCCGACGUAACGAUAAGUAUUUAAAUCCGACAGAGAUGCAUUCUAAACACAGAGAAAAUCGUCCGAUCUAGGAUUCUAUUUAUACGUAUUAAAAAAAACUAAAAGAUAUUUAAGAAAAAAAAACAGUUUGAGAUGAAAAAAGGCAGCGCAAAUUUAAUGUCCGUGCGGCGAAGGAAGAACAAAGUACAACUACAUUACAAAGUAUAUGCAAAAAUAGAUUCUAAGAAGACGUCUUGAAAGGAAUGUUAACAACUUGUUUGUGUAUCUAGAGCGAAAAAAUCUCCUCGAUUGCGCUACCGGCAUUCCAUGCUUCGCUUCCAAUUUUCUUUUUCUGGGUCUGCUUUAAGAAAUUCUACCACUGACCUAGAACACAUCUAGCUCUCCAAG